Molecule: messenger RNA, 993 nt
Organism: Anthonomus grandis grandis
Lineage: Eukaryota; Metazoa; Arthropoda; Insecta; Coleoptera; Curculionidae
Exons: 1
Coding region: 77-853 (258 amino acids)
Source: RefSeq, a predicted model, not a curated record
AAUAGGUUAAUCAUUUCCUAGACAUUUCAUCAUUACAUAAUAGCAUUUUCAUUUUCUCAAAAUUUUAGUAUGCCAAAUGCCUAAAAACAAAUCACAAAAAAUUCUCAUACCUCGAGGUACUAUCGAUCCAAAUGAAGAUACCCUUAUUGAAAUUCCUAAAAAUUUACAGGAACGACCUGUUGUUGUCGCUAGCAGAGGACCCAAUCAAACUCAUUUAAGUUUUCGAUCGGAUCACAUAGGCCCAAGCAACAUAAGCUCUCAAUAUGCACCUAUGCAAACCACUAAUCCCAAUAUAACAUUAGGUCAAACCUAUUAUGAACCUGCUGCUGCUAAUACCAGCACUUUUUAUCAACCUCAACCAAUUCCUACAAGGAACCAAGUGCCAAUAAGAACCGAUGAUAGCUUUUCUCCAACCCACAAUAGCACCGUACAUUCACCAAACUAUUAUUCCAGUCAUGACAUUAGUGCUUCUUUAUUAGCAGACUUAAAUACUACUGAAUUAGAAGAAAAAUCUUUAGUGCAACAGAAGCUAGAAGCUUUCCAGGAAGCAAGGCGUCAAUUCCUACUUGAAACGACUACUAUGGUGGCAACUAGUACCUCACCAUCAGCUUCUAGUUGCUAUACGAAUGAAUCUGUAUUUGACCAAACAUAUUCAGGACAUCUGCCUCAGAAAAAGAAGAAAAAAAAGUCUGGAUGCUUGGAUACUAGUAAAGGAAGUUCAUCCUCGAUUAAAAGUAACUGUAGCCAAAGAAGAAGUAGCCGGAGGGUCCAAGCAAAAAUUGAAGAUUCUGAAGAUGAAGACGACGAUGCUAAUGUUACUUGCGUUUGCCCUUCGAAAUCCAGUAUAAAUUAAAUUAUUUUAUACGUAUUUAGAUAAAGAAAAAACAUUAAUAGUUAAUAACAUUGUUUAUGAUAAUAUCAACAAAAUAUGUGUGACAUAUGAUAAUUUUUUAUACACUAAGAUUUUUAGAAAAUAUAUUUUUGCGAAACAAA